GACCGUACGGAGGAAGACGUCCAAACUCUUCGUGCGCGACUCGUCUACCAGACCAGGAAGAGAGGGAUGUUGGAGAACGAUUUACUGCUGAGCACGUUUGCGCGUGAGAAUUUGGAGGGGAUGAGUGAGUCUGAGUUGAGGGAGUUUGAUCGUCUGCUAGACGAACCCGACUGGGACAUCUACUACUGGUCGAUCGAGAAACGUGAUCCUCCCGCCCGGUGGGCCUCAACACCUUUGCUGGAGAAACUGAAACAGCACGCCAAGAACGAGGGCAAGGUCGUGCGUCGGAUGCCGGACUUG
Molecule: messenger RNA, 300 nt
Organism: Dacryopinax primogenitus
Lineage: Eukaryota; Fungi; Basidiomycota; Dacrymycetes; Dacrymycetales; Dacrymycetaceae
Product: DUF339-domain-containing protein
Exons: 2
Biological process (GO): mitochondrial electron transport, succinate to ubiquinone; mitochondrial respiratory chain complex II assembly; tricarboxylic acid cycle
Cellular component (GO): mitochondrion
Source: RefSeq, a predicted model, not a curated record